AUGGGUUUCCAAAAUUUCGAGACAUCUGAUGAGCCCAAGUUCCCCAUGCAAGAGUACUUGCAGGAGCACUACCUUGAGUUCGCACCCAAUGGGAAAUCUAUAAGGUGGACACACGACAAUCCAAGGCAUCCUAGGAACUGGCCUAUGUGGAGGAAGACAUACGAUGUUGGACUUAUUUGCGCUCUGGACCUUUUUAUUACUGCGAGCAGCACUGCAGGGGCCGCUGCUGCCGCCCAAGCUCGACAUGAAUAUGAACUCGACUAUACCUAUUCCACCUUUUGCUUUGUCACUUUGUUUCUGCUAGGACAAUCCGUGGGAAAUGUUGUCCUUCCACCUUGGACCGAAUCAUUUGGACGUAAAAAGAUGUACAUAAUCAGCAGCGGGCUGAGCUGUGUUUGCUGCGCAGUCAUUGGAUUUGUCCACUCUCUCCCCGCAGCAAUUGUGAUGCGAAUAAUUGCAGGACUACUCUCUGCAGUCCCAGGCACAAUUGUGGGUGGAAGCAUCGAAGACAUCUUCAACGCGCAGGCUCGCAUCUGGGUGGUCUUCUUCUGGACCGUCGCAUCGAACAUUGGCUUGAUCAUUGGACCCAUCAUGAGCAGCCAUAUAAUUGAAGCUCUUAACUGGCGAUGGGUCUUCUUUAUAUAUGCCCUCAUCAUCGGCAUCAUCACUGGUCUCCUUUUCUUCAUUCGCGAAUCUCGAUGCUCCCUUUUGUUAACCCACGAGGUGGACAUGAUGCGACAGGAGAUUCCAUCUCUUCCUCGUGCUCUUAAUCACGACCACUCCCCCGAUCUGCGCACCUUUGUGAAGGAGGCACUAUUCCGCCCCGCUCAGCUCUUGUUCCAGGAGCCAAUUAUCUUUACCAUCGCAAUCAUGAUCUCAAUCGCCAUGUCUCUCAUCUAUAUAUUCACCGAAGCAUUGCAGCCCAUCUACAUGGCAAUGGGUUUCUCUGUUUCUCAAUCUUCACUUAUCUUCAUGGCCAUUGGUCUUGGUACUUGUUUCAGCGCCUUGACCCGUUUGUUAGACUGCCACAUCUUCAACAAACGUCGAAACCAAGGAGUUGCUAUCAAACCAGAGGACAAGCUUACCGGCUUGGCAAUUGGUGCUCCCUGUCUAGCUAUUGGGCUUUGGUGGUUCGGUUGGACUAUUCCACCAUUGGUUCAAGGACCGAACAUCCCCUGGAUUGUACCAACAAUGUCGUUGGUUUUCGUCGGAUAUGCAUUGACCGAGUUGGAUAGUGUCCUGUACGGAUACAUCACAGACAGCUAUCUGAGUUACUCGGCUAGUGCCACUGCUGCAGUAGCCUUUGUGCGGGGUAUCAUGUCUGGAAUUGUCCCUCUUUUCACUCGACAAAUGUUCGAAGGGCUGGGGGCAAACGUUGCAGUCUCUAUCCUUGCUGGUGUUGCAAGUCUAUUCUGCAUCGUGCCACCAUUGUUCCUCUGCUUUGGUGAGCGUAUUCGCCAACGUAGCAAAUUUGCAAGCUACAGCUGGCAGAUUCAUGAGGAACUUGGCAAGGAUGUUGAUGAUAUAUGA
Penicillium waksmanii is the source of this 1530-nucleotide messenger RNA. RefSeq lists its product as uncharacterized. The transcript is spliced from 4 exons. Gene Ontology annotation, biological process: transmembrane transport. The coding region runs from base 1 to 1530 and encodes 509 amino acids. The record is from RefSeq and is a predicted model, not a curated record. Gene Ontology annotation, molecular function: transmembrane transporter activity. Lineage: Eukaryota; Fungi; Ascomycota; Eurotiomycetes; Eurotiales; Aspergillaceae.